AUGGCUGCCAGUACCACCAAUUGCAAAAAAUUGUCAUUGGGCUCUCCUCUAGCACCCAUAUUGAUGUGUGAAUCCCACAAUUUACCCAUUGAUGUUAUAUGCGAGGAUUGUGAUGAAUUUAUUUGUGGUGAGUGUGCAAAAUCAAAUCAUAGAGAUCAUAAUUGGAAAACUCUAACCACAGCGGCCACUCAAAGGAAGAGAGGUCUGCUUAAAUUUCUGAAGAAGAUCAAGGAAAAAAAUCUGCCAGGAAUUGAUGAGAAGUUGGAAAAGAUGUCAAAACAGAUGAAAGAAAAUAAAAAACUGUGUGACUCCGAGAUUGAAAAGCUUAAGAUGCAUGUUGAUGAAAUAAUGGCAAGGCUUACAGAAAUUAAAAAACUCCAUGAAAAAACAUUGAGAGACAAUCUGGUUAAAAAGAAUGAUCAACUGAACCUUAUGAAAUCUGAGUUAGAGAAGAAGAAGAGAGGAAUUGUUGACACAGUGGAAUUCAUGGAGGAGAACAACAGCACCAUGUCAGAUUACAGCUUGAUUGACAACCUCAGAGAACUGACAAAAAUGCUGUCUAAACUGGAGGUUAAUAGGACAAACUGUGAACAUUCAGUGAGAUUUAUUAGAGGUGAAAUCAAUGAUGACUUACUUAAGUCUUUGAUUGGAAAAACUACAGAUUUAGAUGAUAUUGGUGUGACUCAGAUAAACUCCUUUCAAUAUGGAGAUGAAGUAAUACACAUCUUGAAGGCUCUCAGUGAAGACCAAUGUUACGUCAGUGAAAAUAAAUCUAUUAAAUAUACAGAAAAAGUCAAUCAGCAAGGGAAAAAAACACAACAAUUUGGUAUUUUACCUAAUGACAUGUGUGUGACAGGUAAUGGUGAUGUAUAUUUCACUGAUUUUGAUAACAAUUCCAUUAGCAGUCUGUCACCAUCAGGAUCUGUCUCUACAGUCAUCAGUACACAUCCACUGGUACCAGGAGGAAUCUGUCAGUCAGUGGGCGGAGGACUAUUGGUCACCUUGAGAGACAACGCACCAGAUUUUUACAAAUUAGAGUCACACAGCAGACGUCUGGUGAGGCACAUCACAGUGAAAGGUGAUUUCAUCCAUGAUUAUGAGUACCAGAAGGACGGUCACACCAGACUGUUUACAUGGCCACUUUGUGUCACACAGAACAGUAACAGUGAUAUCUGUGUUGUGAACAGUACAAGUCGCACUUCAGGUGAUCUAGUGAUUCUGUCUCCCUCUGGUCAAGUAAAGUCUGUCUACCGUGGACAGAACCUGACAAAGAACUUUAAUCCAACUGAUGUAGUGUGUGACUCCCUCUGUAACAUCCUUGUAACUGACUGUAAGAACAACCAGAUCCAUCAACUGAGUCCUGACGGGGAGUUCCUGAAGUUCUUACUGACAGAAAAUGAAGAUGAUGGUCCAUACUCAAUGUCCCUAUACAAGUCAACACUGUGGGUGGGAUAUUGGGAAUGA
Molecule: messenger RNA, 1464 nt
Organism: Saccostrea cuccullata (small rock oyster)
Lineage: Eukaryota; Metazoa; Mollusca; Bivalvia; Ostreida; Ostreidae
Exons: 1
Coding region: 1-1464 (487 amino acids)
Molecular function (GO): protein binding; zinc ion binding
Source: RefSeq, a predicted model, not a curated record